Messenger RNA from Myripristis murdjan (pinecone soldierfish), 4127 nucleotides. RefSeq lists its product as uncharacterized. Bases 20 to 2326 code for a protein of 768 amino acids. The transcript is spliced from 11 exons. NCBI's taxonomy places the organism in Eukaryota, Metazoa, Chordata, Actinopteri, Holocentriformes, Holocentridae. The record is from RefSeq and is a predicted model, not a curated record.
UCCUGAGCCAACUAUAGUUAUGGAAUCAGUCGUGGAAGAGCCAUUUAAUGACAAACUGAGAAACCGCAGCACUCCUGAAUUCAAAGCACUUGAAGAGAAAGUUGUAUUAAUAUUUGAGUUCAUCUUCAGGAAGAGAUUUGGGGAAUUUUUCCUCCGUAUCAUUGUUUUGCGUUUUAGCCCUGCCAGCCCUGCCAGAGCACGAAGACAAGCACGAGCGGCCGUGAACACUGAAGCAGAGAUUGAGGCUGUGUUCAAUAAAACUGCUUCUACCCAAGAACUACCGCAGGCGAGUGAAGUUACAGAGGUCGUGAGACAAGACGUGGCUAACAAAAACAUCACUUCACAGUUUAAUAUCAGUGUGGAUGCCAACUCCAUCACAGUAACAAAGGAUAUAAACACCACAGCAAAUGCAACUACACCUGCUGCACCUACACCUGUAGCUAAUGCAACUACACCCGUAGCUAAUGCAACUACACCUGUAGCUACUAAUGCAACUACACCUGCUGCACCUACACCCGUAGCUAAUGCAACUACACCUGUAGCUACUAAUGCAACUACACCUGCUGCACCUACACCCGUAGCUAAUGCAACUACACCUGUAGCUACUAAUGCAACUACACCUGCUGCACCUACACCCGUAGCUAAUGCAACUACACCUGUAGCUACUAAUGCAACUACACCUGCUGCACCUACCCCCGUAGCUAAUGCAACUACGCCUGUAGCUACUAAUGCAACUACACCUGCUGCACCUACACCUGUAGCUAAUGCAACUACGCCUGUAGCUACUAAUGCAACUACACCUGCUGCACCUACACCUGUAGCUAAUGCAACUACACCUGUAGCUACUAAUGCAACUACACCUGCUGCACCUACACCCGUAGCUAAUGCAACUACACCUGUAGCUACUAAUGCAACUACACCUGCUGCAGCUACACCCGUAGCUAAUGCAACUACACCUGUAGCUACUAAUGCAACUACACCUGCUGCACCUACACCCGUAGCUAAUGCAACUACGCCUGUAGCUACUAAUGCAACUACACCUGCUGCACCUACACCUGUAGCUAAUGCAACUACGCCUGUAGCUACUAAUGCAACUACACCUGCUGCACCUACACCUGUAGCUAAUGCAACUACACCUGUAGCUACUAAUGCAACUACACCUGCUGCAGCUACACCCGUAGCUAAUGCAACUACACCUGUAGCUACUAAUGCAACUACAGCUGCAGCAACUACAGCUGCCGCAGCCACAGCUGCUACUGGACCAACAACCACUGGGCCAACAACAACUGCUGGGCCAACAACUGCUAAGCCAACUACAAUUGCAACAACCACAGAAGCUCCUGAGCCAACUAUAGUUAUGGAAUCAGUCGUGAAAGAGCCAUUCCAAGAAGAGCUGAGAAACCGCGAAUCUCCUGAAUUCAAAGCACUUGCAAAGAAAGUUGUAUCAAUAUUUGAGUUCAUCUUCAGGAAGAGAUUUGGGGAAUUUUUCCUCCGUAUCAUUGUUUUGCGUUUUAGCCCUGCCAGCCCUGCCAGAGCACGAAGACAAGCACGAACGACCGUGGACACUGAAGCAGAAGUUGAGGCUGUGUUCAAUAGAAGUGCUUCCGUCCAAGAACUACCGCAGGCGAGUGAAGUUACAGAGGUCGUGAGACAAGACGUGGCUAACACCAGCAUCACUUCACAGUUUAAUAUCAGUUUGGAUGCCAGCUCCAUCACAGUAACAAAGGAUAUAAACACCACAGCAAAUGCAACUACACCUGCUGCACCUACACCUGUAGCUAAUGCAACUACACCUGUAGCUACUAAUGCAACUACACCUGUAGCUACUAAUGCAACUACACCUGUAGCUAAUGCAACUACACCUGUAGCUACUAAUGCAACUACAGCUGCCGCAACCACACCUGCUACAACAACAGAAGCACUCAUUGUGAAGCGACUGUCUUUCAAAACUGAUGAGACGUUUACGAGUGACCUGCUGGAUACAUCAUCGACAGCGUUUACAGAUCGAGCUACCCUGCUGAAAACACAGCUUGAGCCCUUCUACAAGGCAGCCUUUACCGCCUUCAGGUUCUUGACUGCUCAAUCGUUCAGUAAUGGAUCAAUUGUCAACAACGUGGCUCUUUCUUUCGGGGGAAGUGCUCCUAACGCUUCUGCAGUUGGAGAAGUCUUGGUCAAUGCAGCUUCGAACAUCACAGCCUUCAAAAUUGACACCAGUUCCAUCACUGUGGAUGGCACAUCGGUUUCCAGUGGAGUAAGCCACAAGAUCAGUCUCCUCACCGCAUCCCUCCUCGUGGUGUUGUCAUGGAUACUGUCAAACCAGCAAUAGCUUCAGUGCUGAUGUCCAUGUGACAUGUUAAAGGGGCAAUGGCCACCAUCACUGGUAUGACAAAGGACUUUGUUGUUAUUAUAAAUCUGAGAUUUGAAAAAUGUCAAUGGCCCGAAAAUGGCUAUCAAUGAUAAUGGAACAGGCAGAUUUAGAAGAUGGCCUCCAGGUUUGAAUUCAGUCACUGUGCAUCUGUGCAGAUGAGGGCAUACACCUUGGAACGCUAUUCAGAAAUCAUUUAUCUCAUGUUGCUCUUGUGGAUGUAUCAGAAGGAUAGAAUGAGGACAAGUCAAGAUGCUGACAAUUUUAGACACAUGGUCCACUGGAGAAAAAGACAGUCCACUAGAAAUAACAGUCCAUGAAUAUUAUAAUACAAAUUAGAGCAUUUGAACUCAGGAUAUUGAGACAGUCAAAAGAAUUGCACUGAGUACAGUUUACCCUAUUGAAGAGUGCUACAGGAUUACUUGUCCGACUGCAAAUUCAUAUUAGAGGAUUUGUUAUUUGUGCACAGCAAGGCCUAAAUAAUUUUUUUACAUUAUGGAAUUCUUUUUAACCAACAGGUAAAAACAGACUACUCUGGAAUCACUAUCUCAAAUUCAUAAAUGCAUUUGUAGCUCAUGUGGAAUUGUGCAGGUCUAGUUACUUUUUGUUUAACUAUAGACCACAUUUGUCUAUCAGAUGGUUAAUUCAUACAUUACCCACCAUCUGAAUUAGAGCCUCAAUCCCGAGUUCUGUUGUGUGCAGGAACUUUCAGAUGCAGUCACAAAGAUCCUUGGAGAGUUUAUCUUGGACAUAGAAGUGUGUAUUUUAAAACACGCAAACCUCAAAGCUACUCAAAAUGCACUAACUCAAGUUAUUCUGCUAUUAAAAACGUGUUAUUGUUUAUAGACUCUCAAAAUGUACGUGAUAUUCAUGUUUUAGUCCUAGUAGAGGCUCGUUGAAGGAAAACAUGCAGCCAAUCAUGGGCUCAUAGUGUAUCAGCUCGGGCAAACACUGCAAUGAUGGACAGAAGGUUAAAGGACUGUACAGGUUGCAUAAAACAAAGAUAGAUAGACAGAUAGAUAGGUGGACCACAAUCACACUGGCUGUGAAGAAUACUGUGUGCAUACAUGAAUGUCCUUAUAGAUGAUAGGUGAGAACAUGUGCGCAAUCCUGAUAUCAGAUAUGUCAAAAGUUAUAUGGUAACCAUGAAAUGUACUAUGAUACCAAAACAAGGUCCUGUAUGAUUAUCCAGUCAGUUUUUGUUUUGUUUUGUUUUUUUAAAUUUUAUAUAGGUAUUUAUAUUACUGUGUGUGUUCUCUGCCAAGUUACUUGUAACGAUUUCCUGGUGAUCAGAAUACAAAACUAUUAAAAAAAAAAAAAAAAAAAAAAAGGUCUACAGUAUUUUUAGGGGGGUUGAGGACAACCACACUGGGAUGUAGGAUAUUAACGGACAAAUGUUUGAAUGAAAAAACAAAAAUCCUUAAUUGUAUGCGUUAAUGAUGUAUACUACAAACUAGUGCCGAGUGUGAAUCAAGUUUAUUCAGUUGCACAAUUUGCACAGUUUGUAAAUAUGAAUAUAGCGCAGUAGUGCUCUUGCUAGCUCAUACACACACGUAAUAAUAAAUAUGUUGAAUCAAGGCAUUCAUGUCCCUACAUUAUUUUAGCUAUGUUCCUAAUGAGUCGGUGGCAUAUUUAUUGUGUCAAUAAAGGCUUUUGUGUUGAACAUAACAUUUUAGUUUAAUGUCUAUUGUAAGAUCUUACAGACAAAGGUGUAAAGUAAAAUGAACAUGGAUGGUCUUUCUCUCUUUUAAUCAUGAAAUCA